Molecule: messenger RNA, 888 nt
Organism: Ordospora colligata OC4
Lineage: Eukaryota; Fungi; Microsporidia; Ordosporidae
Product: RNA binding domain-containing protein
Exons: 1
Coding region: 1-888 (295 amino acids)
Molecular function (GO): RNA binding
Source: RefSeq, a predicted model, not a curated record
AUGUCAAAAAUAACGAAGAAAACAAGCAAGAGUGCAAAUGAAAAAAAAGAGAUUAAGGAGAGUGAGUCUGGAAGUGAGACUACAUCAUGUGAUGAGAGUGUUGAGGAAGAGUCUGGAUCUGAUAGUGUUGAGGAAGAAAGUGGAAGCGACGAUGGCACGGCAAGCACUCAGGAUACUGAGAGUGGAAGCGAAGCAGAGGAAAGCAAGAGGGAGGAUAAUCCGGCACUGACUAUAUUUAUGAAAGGCAUCAGCUAUGAUCUGACUGAGUAUGAUCUGAAGACUGAAAUGGAGAAGAUUGGAACUGUAGUGCGAGUGGGGAUUCCGAUGACUGGCGAUCAAAAGAGAAACAAGGGAUUUGGAUAUAUUGAGUUCAGUAACGAGGAUGAAGUUAAGAAGGCAUUGAAGCUUGAUAGAACAGUUGUUCUUGGAAGAGAGGUUGUGGUGAAUAUGGCACAGCCAAGGUCUGGGCCAAAGCAGAAGUAUAGCGUAUAUGUGUCUAACAUACCUUUUGAAAGCGACAGGAAGAAGCUGAAGGAGUACUUUGAGAGCAUGGGCCAGGUUGUUGGAGUAUCUUUUCCAUAUGAUGUUGAGAAUGACAGACUGAAGGGAUUUGGUUUUAUUGAUUUUGGCAACAAGGAGGACUAUGAGAAAGUGCUGAACAAGCCCAAGUUAGUGUUUGACGAUUGCAACCUUUAUCACAAGCCAGCAAAUUCAUCUCGUGGACCGAAGAACAACGACUACAACAGAGGCAACAGAGGCAACAGAGGCAACAGGGGAAGCAAUGAAUCCUGGGGAUCAAGAUCAAAGUCGAACAACAAGAAGCAUUGGCUUGAUGGGCAGAAUAAGAGCAACAAGAAGGUGAGGUUUGAUGAUUCUGAUAGCGAAUAA